This is a messenger RNA of Caenorhabditis angaria, 1675 nucleotides long. The record is from the annotation of a GenBank genome assembly. NCBI's taxonomy places the organism in Eukaryota, Metazoa, Nematoda, Chromadorea, Rhabditida, Rhabditidae.
AUGUUGUCCCGUCUCGCUAGAGUUCAACCAAAAGUUGCGCACUUCAGCACAACCAGCUCUUCAGCUGCUCCACCAACUGUCAAACUUUGGAUCGAUGGACAACCAGUUGAAUCGAAGACAACCGACUUUGUCGAACUCACCAAUCCUGCAACAAACGAGGUAAUUGGACUUGUUCCAAAUUCGACACAAGCUGAAAUGCAAGCCGCUGUCGAUUCAGCAAAAAUUGCUUACAAAAAAUGGUCAACAACGUAAGUUCUUUUAUUGCGAAAAAAACCUAUAAGGUUAUUAUAAAACUGACAAAUUUCAGUUCGCCAUUGACCCGCCAACAAACAAUGUUCAAAUUGCAAGCUCUCAUCAAGCGUGAUAUUCGCAAUAUUGCUGAAAAUAUCACACAAGAACAAGGAAAAACUCUUCCAGAUGCUGAAGGAGAUGUUAAUCGUGGUAUUCAAAUCGUCGAACAUGCUUGUUCAGUUCCAUCUUUAAUGAUGGGAGAAACUCUUCCAAAUGUUUCCCGUGAUAUGGAUACAAUUUCAUACAGAGUUCCACUCGGUGUCACCGCUGGAAUCUGUCCAUUCAAUUUCCCAGCAAUGGUUCCACUUUGGAUGUUCCCAUUGGCUUUGGCGACUGGAAAUACAAUGGUUUUGAAACCAUCUGAACAAGAUCCAGGAGCAACUCAAAUGUUGGUUGAAUUGGCUAAAGAAGCCGGAGUUCCAGAUGGUUGUGUUAAUGUUAUUCAUGGUACACAUUCAGCUGUCAAUUUCAUUUGUGAUAAUCCAGAUAUUAGAGCUAUUUCAUUUGUUGGAGGAGAUGCUGCUGUAAGUUUUAUUUUGUAUCUUAAAAUUGAAAUGUAUAUUUGUUUUCUAUUUAGGGACGACACAUUUAUGAACGAGGAGCCAAGAAUGGAAAACGUGUUCAAUCAAAUAUGGGAGCUAAAAAUCACGGAGUUAUUAUGCCAGAUUGUAAUAAAGAACAAACUUUGAAUCAAUUGACAGCCGCUGCUUUUGGAGCUGCUGGACAACGUUGUAUGGCUCUUUCAACUGCAAUUCUUGUUGGUGAAGCACGUAACUGGAUUCCAGAAUUAGUCGAAAAAGCAAAGGGAUUGAAAGUUAAUGCUGGAUGGAAAGCUGAUACUGAUGUUGGACCAUUGAUCUCAAAACAAGCUAAAGAAAGAGCUAUUCGUUUGAUCAACAGUGCUAAAACCGAAGGAGCUAAUGUUGUUUUGGAUGGAACAAAUGUUAAUGUUCCAGGAUUUGAAAAUGGUAACUUUAUCGGACCAACAAUUAUCACUGGAGUUAAGCCAAAUAUGACAUGCUACAGAGAAGAAAUCUUCGGACCAGCUUUGGUUGUUUUGGAAGCUGCUGAUUUGAAUGAAGCAAUUGAGAUUAUUAACAAUAAUCCAUAUGGAAAUGGAACUGCUAUUUUCACAAGCAAUGGUGCCACAGCCAGAAAAUUCACCAACGAAGUCGAUGUUGGACAAAUCGGAAUCAAUGUUCCAAUUCCAGUUCCACUUCCAAUGUUCUCAUUCACCGGAUCACGUGGAUCAUAUUUGGGAGAUUUGAACUUCUACGGAAAAGCUGGUAUUCAAUUCUACACUCAAUGGAAAACAAUCACUCAAUACUGGAACGAAUCAUUGACCGAACUCAAACCUCAAAUGUCAUUCCCACAACUUAAGUAA